AUGCAAAUAUCUGACGGAUUGUCCUCUCAAUGGCUCGCAGUCUCUGAGCCAGAGCCUUAUAUUCUCCAUGUAGAACUUUCUCGACCACCGGUCAACGCGUUCUCAAUCGAGCAAGUCGAACCAUGGCUUCAUGUGUCUCUUUCAACUGAUACAACCCGUAGAUUCUGGCGCGCUUAUGGCGCACUUUUCGACCGCAUAAUCCAAGAGGGCAGAGACGUCCGUGCCGUUGUCGUUUCAUCAGCACUCUCUAAAGUGUUCUCUGCUGGGAUCGAUUUUAAAGACGGUCUCAAGGCGCGCGACGACGCCAGCGAUGCCGCCAGAACAUGGCUGAGCACCUACCACCAUCUGAAACAAUUCCAGAGUGCGAUUGGGGCACCACAGAGAUGCCCGUUCCCCGUUAUCGUCGCAGUCCACGGUUUGGUGGCUGGACUGGGAAUGGAUCUAAUGUAUGCUUGCGACAUCCGCUAUGCGGCAGAGUCUACUCAGUUUACGAUCAAGGAAGUUGCCGUGGGCCACGCAGCAGACAUCGGCACGCUCGCGUCCAAAAUAACGAGCAACCACUCGUUGAUGCACGAAUUGGCCUACACUUCGAGGAUGUUCACUAGCAACGAGGCACUCCAGCUUGGAUUGGUCUCGCGAGUUUGCGCUGGCGGCCAGAAAGAAGUCACCGACGCAGCGCUUAAGCUGGCCAAAGCAAUCGUCCGCAACAGUCCCAUCGCGGUGUCGGGAACGAAACAUAUUUUGACACACGCGCGAGAUCAACGCGUCCUUCAAAAUCUCGACUAUGUGGCUGCGUGGAAUGCAAGUGCCCUCCAAACCAAAGUUGGUCAUCGCCUCUCGCUCCUCGACACUGUUGACCACUAUGAACAGGAUAUUCCGGAGAGCAUCCGCGCAAUGCAAACACGGGAAGCCCCGGUCUUCCAACCCUUAUCCAAGCCCAAGCUUUAG
Mycena indigotica is the source of this 948-nucleotide messenger RNA. Its product is annotated as Delta-2 dienoyl-CoA isomerase. Gene Ontology annotation, cellular component: mitochondrion. Gene Ontology annotation, molecular function: delta(3,5)-delta(2,4)-dienoyl-CoA isomerase activity. The transcript has 5 exons. NCBI's taxonomy places the organism in Eukaryota, Fungi, Basidiomycota, Agaricomycetes, Agaricales, Mycenaceae. The record is from RefSeq and is a predicted model, not a curated record. Bases 1 to 948 code for a protein of 315 amino acids.